This is a messenger RNA of Henningerozyma blattae CBS 6284, 1809 nucleotides long. RefSeq lists its product as uncharacterized. Gene Ontology annotation, molecular function: NAD+ kinase activity. The record is from RefSeq and is a predicted model, not a curated record. Lineage: Eukaryota; Fungi; Ascomycota; Saccharomycetes; Saccharomycetales; Saccharomycetaceae. The transcript has a single exon. Bases 1 to 1809 code for a protein of 602 amino acids. Gene Ontology annotation, biological process: NADP+ biosynthetic process; NAD+ metabolic process.
AUGACAACCCCCAUUUUAAAUUCGUCAAAUUCUUCUGAUAACCACCUGGAUGAUAACAACAAAUCGAAUCCUAAAAAUUUAAAAUUUCAAAAUAUUGUCACAGAUCAGAUGCCCCCUUUACAAUAUUCUUCAACGAUUUCUAAGGGUAUUUCUAGAAACGUAUCAGGAAAUCUUUCUAGAAACGUGUCUGGGAACUUUUCCAGAAACGUGUCAGGUACGUUGUCCGGUAACCUCUCUAGCAACUUGUCCAGCAGCAAUGUCUCUAGAAGUCCUUCGUUCGAUCCAAUUGUAAAUUUAAAACAUUCUCAACCUUUAAGAAAUACUAUAGGUGAUACUUUAACCCGAGUACGAACUGUUCCAGAUGUGACUUCAAUAAAAAAUUCUACAAGCAUCAGUACUUAUAAUAAUAAUUACGAUUCGAGAAAUUUACAACAAGGUAUGAGACUCUCUAAGCCUUAUAACAUCGAUCUUAAUGAUACAAAUCUUUUCAUGAAAAAUUUACAAAUAGGUGGUGGUAGCCCACCUUCAUCCACACAUUCUUCUUCAGUACGACCUACUUUGACAAGAACUAGAUCUACAUCUCAAUCUCAAGUAGAUUUGAAUAAUUCCAUGUAUACUUUAAGAAGUACAUCCAAAGAUAUUUUAGAUUCUAAGAUUAAAAUUGAUAUACAAAAUAUUAUCAUAUUAACAAAAGCAGUAGAUUUAUCGGUAUUAGAUUACACUUUGGGAAUAAUUAAUUGGUUGUUAGAAUUCGAUAAUAAUGUACAAAUCUAUAUCCAUGAUAAUUUUAAACAUAUUAAAGAAUUUAAACCAAAUGUUAAUGUUGGAAAUCAAAAUUUAAUGAAUCGAAUACAUUUUUGGAAUGAAGAUUUUAUUACUUUAAAUAAUCAAUUUUUUGAUUUAGUAAUAACUUUAGGUGGUGAUGGUACUGUAUUAUAUGUAUCAAAAUUAUUUCAAAAAGAUGUACCACCAGUAAUGCCAAUAUCAAUUGGAAAUCAUAUUGGUUUCUUAACAAAUUUCCAUUUUGAUAAUUUUAAAACAGAUUUAACCAAAAUCUUAACACAGCAAGUAAAGAUUACCUUAAGAUUAAGAUUAGAUUGUAGGAUUUUUUGUCAAGUUGAAAAUUGUAAUUUACUUCAUAAAAACAUUGACCCUAAAUUUACUAUUAAUGAAGGUGAAAGUUCUCUAACGGGAAAUACUGUAACAGAAAAUGUUCAAACUUUAAGUACCAAUAUUCAUAAUGCGACAAGUCAUAAUACAAUUAACAAUAUUCAAAAUACUAAUAUUCAAAAUACUAUUGAGAAUUCUAAUUAUAAAAAGGAAAAAAAAUUCGUUAAAAGAAUACAUGUUUUAAACGAAGUUAGUAUAGACCGAGGUAUGAACCCUUAUUUGUCCGAAUUGGAAAUAUAUGGUAAUGGUUCAUUAUUUACAAUAGUUAGAGGUGAUGGUGUCAUUAUAUCAACGCCAACAGGUUCUACGGCUUAUUCUUUAAGUGCUGGUGGACCAUUGAUUCAUCCUGAAAUAAGCGCUGUAGUAAUCACACCUAUAUGCCCACAUACCUUAAGUUUUAGACCUUUAGUAAUACCAGAUACUUUAUCAUUAAAAGUCCAAUUGCAUUCAAAAAAUAGGGGAACCACUUGGGUUUCAUUUGAUGGUAGAAAUAGAGUAGAAUUAUCUGCGGGUGAUCAUAUGUUAAUUAAUGCAAGCCCCUAUAUGUUUCCAGUCAUCGAAUCUAAUCCAGCAGAAUACAUCGAUAGUAUUUCUAAAAAAUUUGAUUGGAAUGCAAGGGAAAAACAAAAACCAUUGUAA